Molecule: messenger RNA, 702 nt
Organism: Aspergillus oryzae RIB40
Lineage: Eukaryota; Fungi; Ascomycota; Eurotiomycetes; Eurotiales; Aspergillaceae
Exons: 1
Coding region: 1-702 (233 amino acids)
Source: RefSeq, a predicted model, not a curated record
AUGACUCAUCUACAAGGAAUACAACUCAAACCACAACCCCAUGAACAAAGAAAAAGCCAAAACAAACCCUUUAUCAACCCACCAACCGAACAACCAACAAAGAAACCACCCACCACAAAGCCAUUCAUACAAUCUAUCGCAUAUAACCCGACCCAUUCAGCACAAUCAUCGAGUCUAGUCCAAUUCCAACUUCCAAGAACUUCCUGGCCCAAAAUGCAUUACGUCUACUACGCCUCACUAUAUACCGUCUGGGCGCUGAUGCCCGUCGGGAUCCCGGACCGGGGGUGGUGGGCCGAAAUGGCCAAGUUCUUGGAGGAGUGUCUCAUGGUUAUCCAGCUUGGUGGCGAGGACCGGUUUAAGAUUAAGAAGGUCAAUCCUGUUGUGGAUGAGGGGUAUGAGACUGGGGAGGGGAGUAAUUGUGGGGGUGGGUUUCGGGGUUGUGCUGGGGAUGAAUAUAGUGAGGAUGAUUCUGAGGAGGGGAGUGAGCAGGAGCGGGAUAGUGAGGGGAGUCAUACUGAUGAUGAGAAUGCAAGUGAGGUGGAAACGGUUAUUGAUGAGGAGGGACAUGUCAGUGAUGAGGGUGAUGAUGAGGAGGAGGAAGAGGUGAGAGAGAGCGAUAUGGCAGGUCAAGGUGAUGGACAUACACCGGAGAUCGUGAUCAGGAUUUCUAUGGAAGCAGGUGGACAAGUGGAAAGCAAUUAA